AUGGAAUACCACUAUUUAAAUUCUAUUACUAUUAAGCCAAGAAAUUAUAAAGUUUAAGAGGAGAUAAAGUUAAAGUAUAUCAUAAAUUUUAAAACCUUUGAAAUCUUUAGAUUGUAUCAAUAUAUCCAUUUGGUGUUCCUUUACACCAAUCAUGUAAAGAUGUUUGCUGUUUAUCCUUACAAUAAUUUGUUUAAGUCUACAAUUAAUACUAAUCACAACAAUUUUCUAUUGAAAUACUCAAUCUUGAGAUAAUAAAAACAGUAAAAGAAAAUCUUGACCAAAAACUAACCAGUAAUAAUCGAUUAUAGGAAUUACAUUUUGCUAGAAUAUUAAUAUAUGUUAAGUAAGUUUCUGCUAACUACUCCCCCUAUUUUAAAACAAAUAUCAGAUAAGUAUUCAUCUUAUGAGAUGUAACAACAAUAUUUAUGCAAAUCUCCAAGAUCUUCUAAUUAAUAACAAAGUCAAAUAAAAACCAUAAAGAUUCAAUAUAUUAAGAACAUUCAUGUAUUCGGGAGAAAAUAAAUAAUUCCUCAACUCUUUAAAAGAAAUUUAGAAGCAGUAAAUGGGUUUCUUUUUUUUUUAAACCAAUAAUUUAGCCCAUAAUCUGUAGACUAUAUACUAUAAAAAGUUAUAACUUUCUAUAUCUAUUGA
Paramecium tetraurelia is the source of this 651-nucleotide messenger RNA. RefSeq lists its product as uncharacterized. The record is from RefSeq and is a predicted model, not a curated record. Lineage: Eukaryota; Ciliophora; Oligohymenophorea; Peniculida; Parameciidae. The transcript has a single exon.